Molecule: messenger RNA, 2550 nt
Organism: Acytostelium subglobosum LB1
Lineage: Eukaryota; Evosea; Eumycetozoa; Acytosteliales; Acytosteliaceae
Exons: 3
Molecular function (GO): metalloendopeptidase activity
Source: RefSeq, a predicted model, not a curated record
AUGGUCUAUUUCUCUCAUCAAUCAUUCGCUUUGGCAAUAUUAUUAAUAUUUGUUGUAAAUAAUGUAAAUGCUGAGAGAGCACCAUUGUCACCUGUGUGCUGCCACACUACUUGUCCAUUGGACCAGGUGUGUCUUUCAUGUAGCGGUCCACCAAGGUGUAUGCCAAUAUGCAGGUUCUUGUCAUGUCCUUCAAACACUCAGUGUACAAUUGCAUUGGGAUCAGAUGGAUUGUAUGAGCCACGUUGUUCAAUCAUCACUGUUACAACUUCGACACCGUCUAUAACAACAACCACAACAUCAUCAUCGUCAGAGGUAGAGGCCUCUUCGACAUCAAUAGAGAUCCCUACCCAGCCUCCAACCGAGCCUCCAACUGAGCCACCAACAGAGCCACCAACCGAGCCUCCAACCGAGCCUCCAACAGAGCCACCAACAGAGCCACCGACUGAGCCUCCCACCGAGCCACCAACCGAGCCUCCAACUGAGCCCCCUACCGAGCCUCCAACCCAGCCUCCAACUCAACCUCCCACCGAGCCUCCAACCGAGCCUCCAACUCAGCCCCCCACUGAGCCACCAACUCAGCCUCCAACCCAGCCACCAACUGAACCUCCAACUCAGCCUCCCACUGAGCCACCAACUCAGCCACCAACUCAGCCUCCCACUCAGCCCCCCACCGAGCCACCAACUGAGCCUCCUACUCAGGCCCCUACGCCACCCCCAAAGGUGCCAUUCGACUCAUUCUUUGCCCAGACACACGUGUUGCCACCUCAAGGAAAGACGUUCACAGUUGGCGAUAACAAGACCAGUGAUCUCCACCUUACUGGUGAUCGUGAGACACUUCUUAUCAUCAAACCAAAGGCAACCACAGGGAAUAAGAUAGUACGAAGCACGAUGGCCAAUGACUGGCCUGCACCACCCAAGGUCGACAUCUACACGCCAACAUCAGAGUGGACCAUCAGCAACCCAACUGCCGUGGCAUUGGCAACGACCAUCACCAUCAACCCACCAUCAGCCUUCCCACCGACAGAGUCCAAGGGCGACCCAAUCAUGACCAAUGCCUAUUCAGUUCGCAUUCCUCGUCAAUAUAUGAAGCCUGGCAUGAAGAUUGUGGUUGGAAGUGAUGACUCGCAGGCCAUCUUCCCAAAGGUUGGCAUGGACAGCACGUUGAGAAUGAUCAUGCUCCCAUUCUACAUGUUUGGCGCGAGAAAGGGUGUGGAAAUGCCUGCUGAAAAGGUCAUCCCAGACGAGAGUGCCAAGAAGUCAAUGUUCCAGUCUUGGCCAUGGGCCAAUCUUGACGUCACCAUGCAUGGUCUUAAUGAGAUUACAUGGCCAUCCAUGGCCAUUUCUCCAAGGGAUGGUGGCCAGGCCCAAAAGGUCUCUGGUUACACUGAAUUGAAAGAUGGCUAUGCGCUCAUGGGUGAGGUGCUUAAUAUCCUUGGACAGUUGCAAUCGACCAAUGGUGACAGCAACAGCAACAUGUUGUAUUACUCACCACUGAUUGUCUUGGACACACCAAAUGGAAAGAUUGGCUUCCUCGGCGGUGGACUUGGAGGAGGCAAGAAAGGAACUGGCGAUGAAGAGUACGCUGGCAUCUUCAUCCAUGAGAUGGGUCAUGCCAUGGGUGCACCCCACGCUGGAGAAGCUUACGACAAAGGUGAAUUCCCCUAUGUCAAAGGAAGUUUGGAUGGCUCAGUCAAUGGAUUCGACAGUGAUCACAAUGAGUUCCUGUCAACGUUUGUCCCCUCAAACGCAUCAAGCUUUGCAUCGUGCAAGGAUGAUCAUGUGUUGAAGGACGGCAAGUGUGUGAGACAGGACCCGAUGCAAGGUGGUGCUGGCGAUCAAUCGCAAGGCUACAGGUACACAAUGUUUUCGGACUUCAACAUGGCGCUGUUCCAGAGGUAUCUCGAGGGCACUAUAAAGGUGGACAACACGGGUAAGCACAUACUUAGUGACGGAUCGUUUACCUAUCGCCCUGCCAAGAACGUCUACGAGUACUGGGACACGAUCGACUUGAAGUGGGUCGAGAGGAAGAAUGAGACCACCGAUAAAGGCCUGUAUGGAAUCAAUGGAGGACUGCCCAAGCAGCGCGAUGUGUCCAUCUACACGGUGUUCAUGCAGCUCAACACUGCAAUUGGAUCAACUUGUGGCGCAGACUGCUCAAUCGCCUACCCCUUGUCUCCCAAGUACAUUGGCAACAUGAUCGAUUUCUUCGAUCCCAACGACCCAGUGCAGCUCAAAUUGAUCGAACCCAACAAGGGCGAGUACCCAUGGUAUUGCCAUGCAAGCGGCUGCGACUACACUAUGCGCGUCACCUAUGAGGAUGGCACCAAGUGGAUCAAGCUCCUUCAAAAGGGCAAACGCUCAUGGUUCAGUCCAACAUCUGAUGACAUUAAUCCAGAUGUCACAGAUCCAGUCAAAGGUGAUAGCGUAACAUGGUUUGUUGAGAACAUUCCCGGUGACAAGAAGCCCAAACUGGUUGAAUUACUGGAUACCCCAAAGGGCUUCAGUGGACCAACACCAACUGAUGCCAAGGUACUUCUCUCAGUGACCGUA